CAUCUUCUGACUACAGACUGAGAGUGCGACGAGACCACGGCAUUAACUGGGACGUCUUUGGUCCAAAGGUGUUCUACAAUCAGAGCGUAGAGGGAAGAAAAACUUAACACAAGUCUCGAGAAAAUGAAAAAGUGCAAUCAUCAUAAUGCGUAGUGUAUAUGAGAGAUCGAGAUUGCUGACCGUGCACGUGCAGGAGGCAGUGACGAAUUCUGUUAUGGGUAGACGAGAUGCGAGUGACUACGAGUGUGCCAUCCUGGAAUUGGUGGAAGAACUAUGUAAAAGAUGUUCAAGAAGAUGGACAAUUCGUCUGAACUAGUUUUACAAUUUCUACCUAGGAAAUGAAAAUAUUCUGGAUGUUGAUAGAAAUACUCUUACGAUGACCUCCGUAGUUUUAUUUACAAGGAGCCAGACGUUCCUGCUCGUCCCGUCCGGGUCCUCGCGGUCGUCGUCCUAAGACACUCACACUCUGCCCGAACGACAACUAUGCGUCGCAUUCAUCAUAUAUCACAAUAUAUUGCGGUAACCACCUACUUCAGCUCGCGGGGUGGAUGUCUUUCUCGGCGAGGAUCAAUAGAACGAGGACACUUCAGAACAACAACUUUUAGGUUUUAGUUGAAAACUACUGAGUGAUGAAGUGCGCGCGCUUUCGUUGUUGUAUUCCAUUAUGGGUUCUUCCACUAAACAAGAUUAUGAUGCUACUUAGGUACUUGUACUUCACCCAGAAAUACUUGGAAGAAUCUGAGCUGCCCCUUCAUGUCGCGGAACAGCUAGGUACUAUUAAGUCUAUUUUAAUAGUACUAGGAGGCCAUGUUGCGAAGUAGUAUUUUUGUGAAGGCAUCAAGAUCAACACGGCUCGUGCCGAGUAAGGUACUUAAUCAUUUCUGUCAUCUAGUACUAGAAUGAACAUACAUGAUUAUGGAUGAAAGCUAGAAAUGACCCACCAGGAGCAUUCUUUCUUCAGAAUCUUUUUUUUUGAUUUGAAGAGGAUGAUCUAUCAUGAAAAAAUGAUCUCCGUGCGUCUGUGUUAUCAAAGUUCGUGUAUUCGUGCAGUGCCAUUCGAUGUGUUAUGUUGCAGUUUCUAGCACCAUCUCCAAAG
This is a messenger RNA of Amoebophrya sp. A25, 1096 nucleotides long. The record is from the annotation of a GenBank genome assembly. NCBI's taxonomy places the organism in Eukaryota, Dinophyceae, Syndiniales, Amoebophryaceae.